Molecule: messenger RNA, 1803 nt
Organism: Sarcophilus harrisii (Tasmanian devil)
Lineage: Eukaryota; Metazoa; Chordata; Mammalia; Dasyuromorphia; Dasyuridae
Product: pentraxin fusion protein-like
Exons: 3
Coding region: 1061-1459 (132 amino acids)
Source: RefSeq, a predicted model, not a curated record
CUCUAGGCAUUCAUAUCCAGCUCACAAAAUAUGAAUGAAUCCUAUAUUCCAUUACUUUUUAGAAUGAGCACUAGGGAUUUUGUUAAGUAUAAUAAGGAGAAUCAAUACAAUUAAGAACCACUAUCAGAACCAUAAAAUAUUUAGUGAGUUUUUCUAUUCUAGAUUCUUUUAUAUUUUUAGCAAGUCAAUAUUUGACUGUAUUUUCAAUAUUUUUGGUUCUUGGAAAUGUCACCUGGAAUGUGUUAUGUUUUAAUUGGCUUAUUUUUCCCUUAAGUUUCUAAAUUGGAUCCAGGUCCUUUAUAGUCAAAGAACAAGCUAAAAUGAUCAUUUGCAGAAUGGAUCCCUUAAAGUAUUUACCAAAUGAAAUUUUGAAGUUACCAUGGUGUUUAGACUGCAGUUACCAGGAAAGUUAAAUAAAUGCUUAUGAAAAUCACCAGAUGUGCUAUGAAGACAAGAUCCACAAUUCCUUGUACCAUAUUUCAGUUCAUCUUAAACAUUAUUUCUAUCUUUUUAUUGUGUGUGAUCAUGUAAAUAUCAAGGUAUUAAAAAGCAGAAAAUUGCUUAUGAACUGUAUAGCAGAUCUCCUUAAACCAAGCAAAAAUAGAUAAAUAUGAAUGCUCUGCAAGUCAUCAUCUGAGCUUGAUUUUUUUCUUUCCAUAUUCCUGCAUAGAAAAGAGAAGUAUCUUAGUGUAGAAUAUUAUUAGAUUAUAUUGUGAACUCAUAAUGAAAGACUGGUUUUUAAUAACAAUGGCAAUGGUUAAAGACUAAGUGUUCAAUAUCACUUUUUGAAAGUAAUAGGACUUUAUCGAUCUCCUAGUUAAGGAGAAAACUAACUGUUCAUUAUAGUAAUAAAUUCUUCACUUUACAUCUGAGGGUUGAUUGAAUUUUCUUCAAAUAUCUCAUCAUUUCAGCUCCAGUGUUAUCAGAGGGAAAACCAGCCUUCCAGUCCAGCAUCUUCAGUUUCUCUGGGUCUCCUGAAAGAGCCGUAGAUGGGUCUCUAUUCAGUGAUUUUGAAAAAGGCACUUGUAUUCAAACAGAUCGAAAAAUAAAUCCCUGGUGGAUGGUAGAUUUGGGUUCUACAGAAAUCGUGCAAUCUGUGGCACUCACCCCUCGGAAUGAUUGUUGUACUGAAGAAUUACGAGGAGCACUGAUUCUGGUGGGGGAUUCCCAUGAUGAAGGAGGGAUGCCCAAUAACAGAUGUGCCAUCAUUGGUUCCUUGGCUCAUGGAAAAACAGAGUUUUUCAGAUGUGGGAUGAUGAGAGGAAGAUAUGUGAGUGUUGUGAACCCAAAGAGAGAAGAAACAUUUCUAUCUUUCUGUGAAGUAAGAGUCUUUGGAAAAGCAUCCGAGUCAAUCUCUCCUAGUCUUCCAACACCCAGUCCUGAAUCUCAGCUUUCCACACCCAAUGCUAGCAAUGCCUCAGACUUAAUUGAUCACUCAGGAAAAUACUUUGGGUUCUAAGGUCAUACCCAAGAUCACAUCAGAUAAGGAAAAUGCCAAUUCCAACCACUUCAAAACCAAGAAUAUAAAAUUUUGCUAUCUAAAAUUGCUGUCUUUGGAAUAAGUGAAAGCCAAAACCACACAUAAGACAAAGAUCACAGGGAAUUAGUGAUACCAAGAAGAACAAACUGAAAAUGAACAGGAUCAAGAAGAGUUCCAUAUAUGCUUCAGUAACAUUUGCAAAAUGGAUUAUGAAAUUGUGAAAUCAAAAAUUAAUGCCCACAUUAGUUUGUAUUAUUAAUUAUUGAUUAAUAAUUAUAUUUCAUCAGUAUAAUGAAUCAAUAUUUAUGCAUCAAACGGACCUA